Messenger RNA from Alexandromys fortis (reed vole), 11373 nucleotides. It is a transcript of the gene Ptpn14, whose product is annotated as protein tyrosine phosphatase non-receptor type 14. Gene Ontology annotation, cellular component: cytoskeleton. The transcript is spliced from 19 exons. The coding region runs from base 1027 to 4584 and encodes 1185 amino acids. Gene Ontology annotation, molecular function: protein tyrosine phosphatase activity. Lineage: Eukaryota; Metazoa; Chordata; Mammalia; Rodentia; Cricetidae. The record is from RefSeq and is a predicted model, not a curated record. Gene Ontology annotation, biological process: lymphangiogenesis; protein dephosphorylation.
CUGUUUCACCAUCCAUGUGUUGUGUCGUGCUGAAGAGUCUGCGGAGAGAUUGUUUUUGCUAGGCUAGUCGGGUACCAAGCCAGCCACAUUCUUUCAUAGGUGUUUAAGGGAGACACACCCAGACGUAAAGAGCCUGGCCCAGGAAGAGAAACAAACAUACUGGUGUCCACAGAGCAAACACUUCUGUCUGUUUAAGGCUUUCUUAACGUAGGCUUCAACUCUUAGCUUGCCUGUCCUGUGCUUCAGUAAGUCGAGGGGAAUUCACCAGUAAACACUUAGGAUAUUUUGGCUUCCCCUCUUCUCCCCCUCCCCCUUUGGGUGGGUCCCUCCAUAUUUUCUGUCCCUAUCAGGAGAUCAGGUUGGCGUGGCUUGGAAGUAAACAUGAUACUCUGCCAACAUAAAGUGGUUCAGAAAUGUUAAUCUAUUUUACCAAGCCAGCAUUUCUAGCCAUACGUAUCUUAAGCUAUCAUAAAACAUGUACCUGCCAUGCUCAGGAAUGUGCCGAGGGCGAAUAUCAAAGCCUGCCGAGGGAGGCUGGGAGUGUGUUUUGCUGUGUUGUAGGGUUAUACCCUGACAACCUUCAGGAGGCCUGGGGUUCUGGCAGGGAGCGGCGUAUAAAUAUCGCAGACAGCUCCUUUAUCCAUCGACUUAUUCCUGCAGGGACCAAUGGUUCCUAUGUGUUCACUCAGGAGCAGUGCCGUGCCAGGAUGGAUGAGGGGCUCAAGCUGCUUGCACCUGCCUGAGUUAGCUGUCAGUCCGUCCAGCCAUAACUCUCUGAGCCUAGCAGGAGCAGGCAGCCGUAUGGAAAAGCUCUCUGCUUAUUGCCGGCUUCUUUGAGAGAAGUUUCCUGGGCCUCCUGACCAGGACAUCACUGGUUCAGGGCGACGCCGUCCUGCAGAGGGCUGACGGACAUGGACACCCUUCCCCUACCUUAGUGUGACCGUUCCAACACAGACCUGCUAAGGCCGUCUAAGGGGUGCCUGUGCCAGGAGAGGAGGGAGGCGUCCCCCGGCCGGCCGCAGAGCCAUGCCUUUCGGCCUGAAGCUUCGUAGGACUCGGCGCUACAAUGUCCUGAGCAAGAACUGCUUUGUUACACGGAUCCGCCUGCUGGACAGCAAUGUCAUCGAGUGCACCCUGUCUGUGGAGAGCACGGGGCAGGAGUGUCUGGAGGCCGUGGCCCAGAGGCUGGAGCUGCGGGAGACACACUACUUCGGCCUUUGGUUUCUCAGCAAGAGCCAGCAGGCGAGAUGGGUGGAGCUGGAGAAGCCGCUGAAGAAGCAUCUGGACAAAUUCGCUAACGAGCCUCUGCUCUUCUUCGGAGUCAUGUUCUAUGUGCCAAAUGUGUCGUGGCUUCAGCAGGAGGCCACAAGAUACCAGUAUUACCUGCAAGCCAAAAAGGAUGUGCUUGAAGGGCGGUUACGGUGCACACUGGAGCAAGUGAUCCGGCUGGCCGGCUUAGCUGUGCAAGCGGAUUUUGGAGACUAUAACCAAUUUGAUUCCCAAGAAUUCCUCCGAGAAUAUGUCCUCUUCCCUAUGGAUUUGGCCCUGGAGGAGGCUGUUCUGGAGGAGCUGACGCAGAAGGUGGCCCAGGAGCACAAAGCCCACAGUGGGAUCCCGCCUGCAGAAGCUGAGCUGAUGUACAUCAAUGAAGUAGAACGUUUGGAUGGAUUUGGACAGGAGACCUUCCCGGUGAAGGACAAUCACGGCAACAGCACACACCUCGGCAUUUUCUUUAUGGGAAUUUUCGUGAGGAACAGAAUCGGAAGACAGGCGGUAAUAUACAGGUGGAAUGACAUUGGGAGUGUCACCCACAGCAAAUCAGCCAUCCUUCUAGAACUGAUUGACAAGGAGGAGACAGCACUCUUCCACACAGAUGAUAUUGAAAAUGCCAAGUAUAUUUCCCGGUUAUUUACAACACGGCACAAGUUUUACAAACAGAACAAGAUCUGCACUGAACAGUCAAAUUCUCCACCCCCAAUCAGACGCCAGCCCACCUGGAGCCGGUCCUCACUGCCAAGGCAGCAGCCGUACAUCCUGCCUCCCAUGCACGUGCAAUGCAGUGAACACUACUCGGAGACCCACACUUCCCAAGACAGCAUUUUCCCUGGGAACGAGGAAGCCUUGUAUUGCAAAUCUCACAACAGCCUGGACUUAAACUACUUAAAUGGCACCGUCACCAAUGGCAGCGUGUGCAGUGUUCACAGUGUUAACUCCCUCAGCUGCUCCCAAAGCUUCAUCCAGGCCUCUCCGGUGUCCUCCAACCUCAGCAUCCCUGGAAGCGACAUCAUGAGGGCGGACUACAUCCCCAGCCACCGACAUAGCACCAUCAUCGUACCUUCUUACAGGCCCACCCCUGACUACGAGACAGUGAUGCGGCAGAUGAAGAGGGGGCUGAUGCAUGCAGACAGCCAGAGCCGGUCUCUGCGGAACCUCAACAUCAUCAACACCCAUGCUUACAACCAGCCUGAGGAACUGGUGUACAGCCAGCCAGAGAUGCGGGAGAGGCAUCCCUACACUGUCCCGUACGCGCCCCAGGGGGGCUACGGUCACAGACUUGUUAGUCCAUCUGACCAGAUGAACCCCAAAAAUAGUGCAGUGUGUAGCAAGCCAGGGGCCAGCUCCAUCUCUCACACGGUGAGCACUCCAGAGCUGGCCAACAUGCAGCUUCAAGGAACACAAAACUACAGCACAGCCCACAUGCUCAAGAACUAUCUCUUUAGGCCCCCACCCCCUUACCCUCGGCCUCGGCCUGCCACCAGCACCCCAGACCUCGCCAGCCACCGCCACAAGUAUGUCAGUGGCAGCAGCCCUGAUCUGGUGACUCGGAAAGUCCAGCUUUCCGUAAAAACCUUCCAGGAGGACAGCUCUCCCGUGGUCCAUCAGUCUUUGCAGGAAGUAAGCGAGCCCCUUACCGCCACCAAGCACCACGGCACGGUGAAUAAACGCCACAGCCUAGAGGUGAUGAACAGUAUGGUACGCGGCAUGGAGGCCAUGACACUGAAGUCACUCAAUAUCCCCAUGGCUCGCCGUAACACGCUUCGGGAGCAGGGCCCCUCCGAGGACGCGGGUGGCCAUGAUGUGCACGGGCUUCCCCAGUACCGCCACAAGAAGACAUUCUCGGAUGCCACCAUGCUAAUCCACAGCAGUGAGAGUGAGGAGGAGGAGGAGGCCCCUGAGGCAGUGCCUCAGAUUCCGGUCCUUCGGGAGAAGGUGGAAUACAGUGCCCAGCUGCAGGCCGCCCUGGCCCGCAUUCCCAACAGGCCCCCGCCGGAGUACCCAGGGCCAAGAAAAAGUGUCAGUAACGGGGCACUGCGGCAGGACCAGGGGACCGUCCUUCCUGCCAUGGCCAGAGCCCGGGUGCUGAGACACGGGCCAGCCAAGGCCCUUAGUGUCUCUCGGGCCGAGCAGCUGGCUGUCAAUGGGGCCUCUCUGGGCCCCUCCAUCUCUGAGCCUGACCUCACCAGCGUGAAGGAGCGGGUCAAGAAGGAGCCUGUGAAGGAGAGGCCCGUGUCAGAGAUGUUCUCCCUGGAGGACAGCAUUAUAGAGAGAGAGAUGAUGACUAGGAAUCUCGAGAAGCAGAAGAUGGCAGGCCUGGACCCACAGAGGAGGCCACUUAUGCUGGCAGCGCUGAACGGGCUCUCGGUGGCCCGCGUCCCGGGGCGGGAAGACAGUCGACACGAUGCCACCCGAGUCCCCAUAGAUGAGAGGCUCCGAGCCCUGAAGAAGAAGCUAGAAGAGGGAAUGGUGUUCACGGAGUAUGAGCAGAUCCCCCACAAAAAGGCCAAUGGCAUCUUCAGCACCGCCACUCUGCCAGAAAAUGCUGAGCGUAGCCGGAUCCGAGAAGUCGUCCCCUACGAGGAGAACCGGGUGGAGCUCAUCCCGACCAAGGAGAACAACACAGGCUACAUCAACGCCUCCCACAUCAAGGUGGUGGUUGCUGGGGCAGAAUGGCACUACAUCGCCACCCAGGGACCCCUGCCGCACACCUGCCAUGACUUCUGGCAGAUGGUGUGGGAGCAGGGGGUCAACGUGAUCGCCAUGGUCACCGCGGAGGAGGAGGGCGGACGGACCAAAAGUCAUCGAUACUGGCCCAAACUGGGGUCCAAGCACAGCUCAGCCACCUAUGGCAAGUUCAAGGUCACCACGAAGUUCCGCACAGACUCUGGUUGCUAUGCAACCACAGGGUUAAAGGUCAAGCACCUGCUGUCUGGCCAGGAGAGGACGGUGUGGCACUUGCAGUACACUGACUGGCCCCACCACGGCUGCCCAGAAGAUGUCCAAGGAUUUCUGUCCUACUUGGAGGAAAUCCAGUCAGUCAGGCGUCACACCAACAGUGUCCUGGAAGGCAUCAAGACCAGGCACCCGCCCAUCGUGGUCCACUGCAGUGCAGGGGUGGGGAGGACUGGCGUGGUCAUCCUUUCCGAGCUCAUGAUCUACUGCCUGGAGCAUAAUGAGAAGGUGGAUGUGCCCACGAUGCUGAGGUUUCUCAGGGAGCAGAGGAUGUUCAUGAUCCAGACUAUCGCGCAGUACAAGUUCGUCUACCAAGUCCUCGUCCAAUUCCUGCAGAACUCCAGGCUCAUUUGAGUUCCCAGCUGCAGCUUCUAGAGGAGGGCGCCAGCUCUAUCCUGCAGGGAGCGCCACUUCUGGACAACAUCUGCCUCCUCAGUUGGAGGUGGAUGGCUUGCAUCAGGCAAGAGCCAGAGUUACUUACAAACAUCAUGUAUUAUUUUAUAUGAGAUAAUUUAUUUUUCCGUCUUUGGAAUAAGUUUUGUUGAGUUAUUAUAAUGCAUUUUUUUUCACAAUAAUAUAGUGCUUCUCAUUUGAACCACAUGUUGACUGAUCUGCAUAUAAGCCCCCGGGAGGGAAGGUGGUGACCCCAUGGGACACUGUAGGCACAGAGGCAUAAGGGAACACAUUCCUAGUGAAGGUGCAGACAAAUUACUAAUGCCCCCAGUCAAAAGUGGCAAGCGAAAGAAUUCACUCACUUCCCAGCUGGAAGGAAGAGAGCCGAGGAAGGCCCUUGCAAGUGUCCCCUUAACACUGGAUCCACGUGGCUCGCUGGAUAGCUGCUUCCCACUGCUCCUUUGCUGCCCUCAUCCCCAUGAUCUCUCAGUCCCUAAGCCUGGGGUGAAAAGUUUAAGGCUGGCCGUGCUGUCUUUGCUGCUGGCUCUGCUGCUCACUCAGCCCUUGUUCUGGCCCAGAACUCUGAUGCGGUGAUGGAGCCCAUCUUGCAUGCUCCCAGCACUCUCGUCUGGUGGCCCUGGGCCAGGCCAUCUGCCCGGCUCAGCCCUUUGCCUGACUGAGAGAAGAUAAUUGGGCAGGGUGGGAACGGCAUCGGGUGGGGCCUCGAUGUGGAUUCUUAACUAAGUAAUGUUGAGUGUGGCGGAUGGGGACUUAAGAGGGUGAGGUUUGGGUCUGUUCCAUUUUCCUAUCCAUGGCUAAGUUGUUAGAAGGGUCUUAAGGGUAAUGGCUAAGGAAACUCACAUCUGGGAGCCGCCUGGUACUCGGCAGCAGGGCCCUGGCCAGGAGGCUCACCCCUGACAGGCAUGCACCCUACCUACCUCACUUGCAUGCUGAUUGAUUCUAGGCUCUGGCUAACAAGGACUGAGUUGAUUCCACCUAGGGCUUCUUUGUUGAUGUCUUGAGGCUGGGCCCCAGGCUGAACUUGGACUUGGUGUGUAGCAAGACGAUGGCUCUCAGUCUCCCGUCUAUACCUCCCAACCGUUGGGAUUUCGGGUGUGAACACCACACACAGGCCAUACUUGCCCUCAUGAUGAAUACUGAGACUGUCUUUUGUAAAAUCCUCCACUGCCUACCUUUCCUUGCAUAGCCCAGUUUCUGGUCAGUGAUGGUAUCAACUACCCUCACACUGAAGCUCAGUUUCCUUCCGUGUCUUUUCUGAGUAUAAUUUCUUCACUGUGUUUGUGGAACUGAUUGUGUCUUGUCUCCCUCCCUAGUUACGUUUUCCUUUUCUCGCCCCCCUGAGCUGAAAAGACCAACCAGAAAGAGCAUGCCUUUGUGGCUUCUAUCCACUCCACCAACACACACACACACACACACAUACACACACACACACACACACCGCCCAGCACACUAGUAGAUGCCCAUGACAGCAGAUUCCCCAUGAGCAUCUCCGGAAGAUGAGCAGAGCUGCCUUCCCUCUGGGCCAGCGUGGUGCUGAUACUGGUAUUCCUACAGCAUCUGUGAGUUCAGAAUCUGAAGGCGGGGCACUUCCACCUUCCCUUCCACGGUGCAGAAUGAAUUGAGGGGCGUAGGUGAUCAUGACCCUUGUAGACCUGGCACACUGACGUAGGUGUCUGGGGGGGGGGGGAAUGGAAAAGCCCGUGGAGGCUGUUCUUUCAAGACAGUUCCCUCUUUCAGGUGUCCUAACAGUCGGUGCCACUAACAGUUUCAUUCUGGGAUGAAGAAUGUUGAUAUGCACCUGCCGUCUCUAAGCCUUGUUGUGUUAGAAUGUCUCACGUGAGCAGCGAGGAGAAAUGAUGCCCCUCUCAACUCAUCACUGGGGCUGUUUCUGUCUUAUGCUAACAGAACAAGGGACAGGGAAGACGUAGUCUUCGUACCCAGCUUCCUAGCCAACGCACUAUGAAACCCCAAAGGACAACAAAGGACACUUAGUGUCCUGUGCUGUAUCUCCUCCUUAAACACUGUUGCCUCUGGUUCUUCAGCACAUUCCGGAUUCCCUCUCCCACCCAGGAAGCCCCCAGAGAUCUCUGGUUAAAUCAGCAGCAGGCAUUUCAAGUCCUCUCGGUGGCAUCUGCAUAACAAUCGCCGAGAGCCCGCUCUACCUGGGAAGCUAGCCAAGGAGUAAGCCUUGAAGCUAAGUGUAUUAAAUUAGUUAUCUAGUCAGGGUUUGGAUGGGUUUCCUGACAGUGUGUUGGGACUGAAGCUGGAGCUGUCAGAGCCCAUGGCUGCAGUUUGGAUUUGAAGGGGGAGAAAAAUUAAAACGGGAGCCAGUAAGACAUCCCAUCUCACAACAGAGCAGUGGGCCAUUCCUCCACCCCUGGUUUGAGGUUUUCAUGUUGUGCAGUUGGUUCUGCCCUCCACCCACGCCCAUUUGCAUAUGCCCACCUUUGUCCCUGUCCAGGGUCUCUGCAUCCUGGCUGAGAUGCUCUGUGGCGAAGGCCAGGAGUGCCUGGCUGGUCUAGUGGGGCUCUGAGGUGGUUCCUGGUGGAGCAGGAGGACCGCACAUCUGAACGCGCUUGCUCCUCAGUGCUCCCCGCUCUGGGUAGAGGUGAGAGCAGGUUUAGGCAGCGUGCUGGUUGCUUUACUGAGGUGAAGACAGUGGGUCCCUCUACUCACUUGGAGGGGCUGCAGAUUCGGGGAGGGGGUGGCAUCUCACGUGGACUGUGUCACGCAAGCUUUGGUUUAAUGCGCUUACUUUGGGAGACUUUUCUGCUAUGAGAACAGGCCGACUCACUCACUGUUCUUCAGUUAGAAGUUACUGCCUCCCUCCUUCCCUCCCUCCCUCCCUCUCUCCCUUCCUCCUUCCCUUCCUCCUUCCUUCCUUCUUUUGCCUGUGUUUUGGGCUCUCUCAGCCACCCCCACUAACCUGGACAGAGGGUCUUUGUGGGAUGAAGCCACGGACUCCGAAGCAAGCCACACCCUUGCCCACUGUCAGCUUCAGCUCCCAGCGACCACCCCCUGUGUGCAGAGGAGGUCAUCAUUUUCCUGUUUUUUCUAGUUAAAUGUAUAUUGAACACGCUGAGUUCCCAGAAAUGGAGGGCGCUUUCUGGACUGACAGAAUCCCUGUCAUUUGUUUCUUCUCAGCUCAUUGAAGGUUUAAUACCACACGGCUUUUCCUCAGCUAAGAGCUAGUGAACACAGGACUGGCUCUUUAUGAUGUGGCUACCUAGAGUGGUGGCCUUGCAUCUCCUAGGGCUGGGAGCUGUCCCUGCACGCAGACUGGCACGUGAUAGACUGCUGUGGGGUCUUCAGUUGCUUCUUGAAGCACUAGCUUAGUGCUCUGUAUCCUCUGACCUCAGGCCCGACAUUAUCAACAGGUCCCAAACAUGUCCUUAGGCAACGAGCACCCUGUGUCUUCCAAUCUGUCCCCUAUUUCCAGUGGCAUGACUAACGGAGAGGGCAAAUUUAGUUAUUGGUUUCUGUCUGGGGGAGAUGUGCCGCUUACCUGAGGUGAGAGGGCGAGAAUACGGGAAAUUUAGGAUGAACUCAGGGACAUGACUAGCCCUGAGCCCUGUUGGCGAUCAUUUCCCGUUCCUUCUCAGCAUUAGGAGCAACUCUGUCCACAGAGUGCCAAGUCUCUGCUGUUGGGCUCUCGGCUUCCCUUUGUCACCAAAGAUUCUUCUGCUGCCGUUCCCUGCCGGUGCCCCAGUCAGGCUGCCUUGAGGUGGGCCUCCAGCUCACACAGCUUCUAAUAGAGAGAUUUGGGUCUUCCACGGGAACUGCGCACUCCCUGGUGGCCUACAACUUGAUGAGUGACAGACUCGCUGUCUCUAGAAUGUAGAAUAAGUCGCAGUUAGCCCUGUCGGAUUGCGCUCUGAGCGAAGCAGUAGAAUGGUGCUGGCCUUCACCUCAGCUUCUGCGUCCUUGGGCAGCAAACCACCUGUACUGAUACAUGUGUGGAACAUAGCAGCCACACGUCUGGAGAAAUGGGCGGGUGUGUGCAGCCACAUGCUGCCAACCCAAAUGGCUUGUGCAAAUGUCAGUUACUCUAGGGGAGCUGGGACACGGGUCCACCAGCCUGUCUAGUGUUCGGCCUUCCUGCCCUGCUCUCAGCUUUUUCAUCCCCAUCACAAACUCGGGAAGUGGGCGUCUUUAUCUCGACCACCCUGCUCAGCCUUUGCAGCCUAUUGCAGUGCACGUCUUUCUCAAACUCGCGCUGCUGCGUUCUCCGUCAGCCUGCCCAUGACCGCGUUAGGGAGCUGGCAUCCUUCAGUCUCAUAGAUGGAUAAUACAGUGCUACUUAGAAAUCACUGCUGUCCAGAGCUCCAAUCAGCCUCCUCAUUUUAGAGAGAAUUAAAGGCCACUGAGUCAUCUGGCAGGGGCUGGAACAAAUGCCAACCUAGAUAUGGUUAGUAGGAAAGCUAUUCUGCUCUAGCUGUGCCAUCAUGGGAUCAUUUAUCAAAAGUGCCCCGAACUUGUCCAAAGGCAUGGUGGGGAGAGCUUAGGUCAGCUCUGUGUUUCCUACCCAAAAUUCACUGGGUAUACAAUUUUUUGAACCCUGGCGUGAACUAGAGUUGGAAACAAUGAUGGAACACCUCAGGAAAGGCCGUGCUCCAGUGUUGAGCACUGGAGUCCACUUCUCCCGGGCUCCUUGCCUGCUGCCUGUAACCAACUGUGACAUGUGGCCUCUGUGCCUAGACGGCUGCUUGGAGACUCUGCCUGACACUGCAGACCCUCCUUCCUCCGUGGCUUCUGAGCGGAGUUCUGCCCAUGCAAGUCACAUGCAUUCAAAGUACAGGCACAGCUGUGCAGUAGCCGAGAGGGUUCCCGUGGUAUGGGGACAAGGUGGCACCUUUAUAAUGUCACUGACUUUGUCCCCACGGCUGUUUUGUCCACCCAGAACACUACCAGCUUCUCAUGCUCGCUCAGCUGCUUCCCAGACCAGCAGUCUGAAGCUCACUUUGAAUUUUAACCUACCUGUCCAUAGAGCCCCCCACCCCAACGUUAAAUCUGGCAACCAUGGUCUUAAACCCCUCUAAAAUAGCCACAUAAGAAAUCUUAAUUUAACAAAAAAAAGGCUUCAUGGCCUCAAGAAAUGUAACCUGGGAAGGGAGUCACCAAAAAGAAGGGGGCAGAAGACCAGGCCAUCCUCCAUCAUGUCCCUCUUGGUGACACAGUUGCCAGAGGAAGAAAGAAAAUAAGAACUGUUAUCAAUAUUAUUAAAAAUAAGGGUAGCAGCAGGAUUCCCUGUUUAUUCUGAGGCAUCCUUCACAGGCUUUUCGGUGACAGCAUUGCUUGGUAACCUGCAGUCUAACCUACUUCUAGCUUGCUGAAAGCACUUCCUCCGCCUCCCUGCUUACUGCCACCUGGUGGGGGGACAGGUGCACCUCGGGACUUCCCAGGAGCCCCACCGGCUGUGCUGGGAUUCAUAGUCCAACCCCUCUGCCUUCUUUGUUCUUCCCCAACCUCCUCCUCCAGGGACUCUGGGGUGGAGACUGAGAGGAGGGAAGCCGAGCAUCUUAGGUUGGGUUUUUCCGUGCCUGGGGGGUGGGACUUCUUGCUCAGGCCUCAGGAAUGCUGCUUCACGUUUAGCCAGGUGGCUCUGGGCAGGCGCCUGGCGUUCUUGACAUUUCUCCGGGGGCCUCCUGCCUCCCCCAAUGACAGUGUUAGCUAAUAAAUACCUUCAGCAUUGUACUGAAAACUGUCCUUCGCAGCCAUUUUAUUCAGACUCAGACGCUGUAAGAUUUUUUUAACUGCAAUUUCUCUGAAGUUCCUUGCCACUGCGGGCAGUCCUAAACGUUUUUAGCCGCGUCUUUUCCAAUACAAGCUCACUCUUCACCAGAGAUGGUUUCCACAUGUGCCCUCCAUCCCUCGGCGGUCAGCUGAUCUGGCUGAGGGUACUCUGGGAGGAGGGGCUUACUUAUGCAGAUGACUAUUAAAAGUGUAACGUGUGACCUGUCACGUACACCGCAGGCUAGUUCAUUCGAGUUGUGCCUUCAUUCAGUAUUUUCAUGCUUCCUUUUGCUCUGUGUUCUGUCAAACGUUGUGAAUUUCUGUUUCCUUAAAAAUAAUGGACAUUUAUAGAUUUUAUUUUGAAAUGGUGUAUAGACACCCCCACCCCCAGCUUAGAAAGCAGAUUUACAGUUCUUGGUUCAGCCACGGAAGCCUAGUGACUCUCACCAAGGACGGAAGUCAGCGCUAAGUCACGUGCGGUUGGCUUUCAAGAGCUGGCACCCACCAUGGUGUACGCUGUAGAAAACACAUUCCAGACUGGGACUCAGCACCCUGUCCAUAGCAGCCGCUUGCAACUCGGCAGAGAUGGUGGCCAAGCCUCUCUCCUAGCAAACUGCAGCUGAGGGUGGGAAUGACAGAGAAGACAAGAGGACAUUCCUUCCCAAGUCCCCAGUGACCACGCUGACAGUCCUGGCAGGGUCCCCUGCCAAGUGAUGCAUGCUGUUCGUAUCAGGUAAUAAGCUCCUGCUUGCCAGCUUCUCACACAGCGCUGAGGUGUAGGGAGCUGACUUUUGACAGUAUUUUUUUGCACUGUUUCUUACGAAGUCUUAUUUAGCUAUUGGUCCUAGAGGAUGUUGUCUCUGUCCUUGUCAUUGCUAUAAAAUGUUUCUCCUAUGUGCCUUCACAAUGUGAGAUCUUUAUUCUAACCUGUUUUUGUAAAAGAUAUCUAUUGAUUUCUACAUGCAAUAAACCUUGUUUUGAUUGUUGUCAGAGAAA